Messenger RNA from Closterium sp. Yama58-4, 1263 nucleotides. The record is from the annotation of a GenBank genome assembly. NCBI's taxonomy places the organism in Eukaryota, Viridiplantae, Streptophyta, Zygnematophyceae, Desmidiales, Closteriaceae.
AUGGGGGAAAAGGGUGUGAGGAGGGAGAAGGGGAUGGAUCGGAUGCCUCAAAAAAAGGGAAGAGGGAGAUUCAAAAUAACAAUGGCGGAAUUAGCUUGUUCUAAGGAACGGCGAGCAGUUGAUGAAAGAAGGGGAGAAGGAGAGAAACGGGGAAAGGGGAGAAGGAGAGAAACGGGGAAAGGGGAGAAGGAGAGAAACGGGGAAAGGGGAGAAGGAGAGAAACGGGGAAAGGGGAGAAGGAGAGAAACGGGGAAAGGGGAGAAGGAGAGAAACGGGGAAAGGGGAGAAGGAGAGAAACGGGGAAAGGGGAGAAGGAGAGAAACGGGGAAAGAGAAGGAGAGAAACGGGGAAAGGGGAGAAGGAGAGAAACGGGGAAAGGGGAGAAGGAGAGAGAACGGGGAAAGGGGAGAAGGAGAGAAACGGGGAAAGGGGAGAAGGAGAGAAACGGGGAAAGGGGAGAAGGAGAGAAACGGGGAAAGGGGAGAAGGAGAGAAACGGGGAAAGGGGGAGAAGAAGGAGAGAAACGGGGAAAGGGGAGAAGGAGAGAAACGGGGAAAGGGGGAAGGAGGAGAGAAACGGGGAAAGGGGAGAAGGAGAGAAACGGGGAAAGGGGAGAAGGAGAGAAACGGGGAAAGGGGAGAAGGAGAGAAACGGGGAAAGGGGAGAAGGAGAGAAACGGGGAAAGGGGAGAAGGAGAGAGAGAAACGGGGAAAGGGGAGAAGGAGAGAAACGGGGAAAGGGGAGAAGGAGAGAAACGGGGAAAGGGGAGAAGGAGAGAAACGGGGAAAGGGAGAAGGAGAGAAACGGGGAAAGGGGAAAGGGGAGAAGGAGAGAAACGGGGAAAGGGGAGAAGGAGAGAAACGGGGAAAGGGGAGAAGGAGAGAAACGGGGAAAGGGGAGAAGGAGAGAAACGGGGAAAGGGGAGAAGGAGAGAAACGGGGAAAGGGGAGAAGGAGAGAAACGGGGAAAGGGGAGAAGGGGGAAAAGGUUGUGAGGAGGCGGAAGGCGAUGGAGACGCCUGAAAAAGAAAGGGCGUCAGUGGAGGGCGGGAAGGAGUGCACACGGGGAGUGACGGGGAGAGUGGGGAGGGGAGUGCGAUCUAGUGAUGACGAUGAUGAUGAUGAGGAGGAGGAGGAGGAGGAGGAGGAGGAGGAGGAGGAGGAGGAGGAGGAGGAGGAGGAGGAGGAGGAGGAGGAGGAGGAGGAGGAGGAGGAGGAUGGAUAUGGUGAUGGUUAUGGUGGUGGGUGCCGGUGCAAGGAUUAA